AUGACUGGAGUAGCACAUCAUAUUAAUGAAAUGAAACGGCAGCAUGAACAAGCUGUACAUGUACAGGUAAAAAAAACUGCAUUUUUUGAUGUUAACUUUUCCGAGGUUAAUAAACAUGCCAUUUCCGAGUUGCUCCAAACCUUUCUUUCAAAGUGAGGCUAUUUGCGAAGCUAUUGAUAUGAGAAUGUUUUUUUAUUCUCAUGCAAAUCAAACUCCUUUUCACAAGAGAGGAUUUGCACUUAACCUUGUUUCGAAAGUGAAUGUUGUUUGAAUGCGGAAAUAGCCUAUUAUUUUUGUCAACAGGAAGAAAAAAAUACAGACAUAUGGUAAUGAAAAAAAUUCAGGCAAAAUCCACUGCAAUGUUUCAAUUUUUUUUCCUUUUUUUGCGUUUGUGUGCCACACAAGAUAAAGACAAAAACUAUGAUAUUGGUAUAUUGUUGUUAACAAUAUUGUGUUGUGUUUACUUCAUAGGAAAUUCAAAGCCAGAUGUCAGAUUUUGAGGUAAGGGACCUACUGUAUUCAUGUUUUUAAUCGUGCCUUUCUUUUUUUAAAACUGACUAAUGACAUGACAAGUGAUUACGCAUAAACUGUCCUGUUAAUGCUAAGUCAGGGCUACUAAUAGCCAAUCAGAUAUGAGAGUUUUAUUACUGCUGUGACUGACAUUUUUUUCUGUUCUCCUCUAGGGCCCAGAUCUUACAACUUAUGGUAGUCUAGUUUUGGAGGUAUCGACUUGGAAUUUUUGUUCUUUAUAACUUGACAAUCUUAAACACGUUGAUUAUUUCUGUUGAUAAAUGACCAUGGUGUUCCAAGUGUCGUGGAAAUAAUUGCAGUUUUCCUCACCCAUCAGCAAUGAAAUGAAAUUAAUUUUAUUGUAAUAAGGAGUUUAAGCAAGACGUUUUUGAGCAACACACGUUGACGGGAAUUGAGUCGUUGUCCCUUUCAAUAUGACAUGAGGCUACUAAAUGUAUAUUCCCAAGUGUAUUUUCUCUCAUAGAGACGAUUUACCCGAAAAUUUGGUCAAAAUCACGCUCCAAAAUUGCAAAAAGUCUACUUCCGAUUGACGUGCGUCGCUCAAAAGCGUCCUUGCUUUAACUCCCUUCAAUGUCAAUGUUAAACAACCAUGUUGCCCAUGAAAUGUUAUCAAGUGAGUAAUUUCAACUUAUUGCCUUCUUGAUAGGAUACCUUCCGGAUUCAUAACACCAGAACUGACAGGCAUUUGUUCCUAUUCGAGAAAAUCCUCCUCAUUACAAAACGGAAGGAAGGUGGCUAUUCUUGCAAAGCAUCUUUGAUGGUGAGCAUCCUCUGGAAAAUGCUUGAUGAUACUUUGCUUGUUUAAAUGACGCCUUGUUUACAUAUACUCGUAGACGUUUUGUUAGCUGCUCUUGCUAUGGUUUACAGGCAAAUAAUCGAAAGAAAAAAUCCCAAUCAAACAUGAUUAAAAGUAAAUAACCUAUACUAGAAGGAGGCGAACCACUUGGCUAUUUACGAACGCGGCCGAGAAGCUAAGAUUGGGACUUACAAGACUCAAAAUAACCGUGACGGCCGGCCUCAAGGGAUGAUGUCCGACCUGAAUGGUGGCUUGAACGGCCAAAAACUGUUCACGAUUUUCCACAACGCUAAACGAAACGAGACAAUCUUUAACCUCACAAAAAAAUACUAUGAAAGAAACACUAGAUGAACACGGUUCGGCAGGAUGCAUAAUAUAUGCAUGGGGCUGUGCGGAAAUCUUACCAAAAUUUCUUUGGCCGGUCAACAUAUCCGGCCAUCUUCCGAAAAUUAUUUUGAGCCCUGGGGCCCGUUUCUCGAAAGUCCCGGUAACUUAACGGGCCCGGAAUCAUAUUUUUAAAUCAAAGUCUCAAGAAAAGUAGGGUGUGUUCUGACCUCUAAUGAAGUCCAUUUUGUUUCGUUAGCUAAUAACUCUACUGUAUAAUUUUCAAAACUUUUAAAACUCCCUUCUAAAAUGGAAAACAAAACAGCUUAACGGGCCCGGUAAUUACCGGGAGCUUCGAGAAACGGGCCCCUGGCCUAACGAGAAUGCUCAAUUCGGGACCUUCCGAUUGCUAGUGCGACACGCUGACCACUCUGUCACACUGCCUCCCUAGAUUAAAUGCAAUAAUUAACAAAAUCUCAUUUUGCAACACUUUCGAUUGUUUUGUUUCUUUAUUCAUCAGUUGUCAAACAUGAUGCUGUCAGAGUCAAUACCUAAAGAACCACUUGCUUUUGAGAUAAUACGCUUUGAUAAUCAGAAG
Porites evermanni is the source of this 2249-nucleotide messenger RNA. The record is from the annotation of a GenBank genome assembly. Lineage: Eukaryota; Metazoa; Cnidaria; Anthozoa; Scleractinia; Poritidae.